GGCCACGGUGCCCGCGUGUGUGUGGCGGGGUAGCCGCUGCUCCGCGCCCUGCCUGGGCAUGGCUCAGCCCUCGGGAUCCCGGCGGAGCCGGCGGACAGGAAGCUUUAAAUUAUUCAGGCCAACGAAAUAGGCACGUGGGAGAUUUGUAGGCGGUCAACAUCGUGAUCAUCAUCAACAACAAUACAGUAGGGGCGUCCAGGAGGACGGUGUGGGAUGAGAACUAUUUUCUUUGAGAGGCUAGUAUCACACGCUGGUGCAGGUAGCUUUUGUUAUCAUUGCUGCUAUCAUUGCUGCUGUUUAACUCUCGCGAAAGGAAAGCUAGCAAUAUCCUAAAAUUAGAGAGGAUUUUUCAUUUUUUUCUUAAUAGAGAUGCAUUUUGCCACAUCUCUGUCAAAGAACGGCGCAUUAGCUUUAGUUCAAAUUAAAAAAGGAAGUUUGAUUCCAGCUGUAGAACUGUAAGGUAGUGUGUCCUGGCUUUCCUCCUCCUAAUUUAGGUACAGCUAGCUGUCUGUGCCAUUGCUGAAGUGAACCACUCAGAUUAAAAAGCACCUCGUUAUAAAUGAGGAGCUAGUACAAAGUUCUUCAUAAAAAUAUUUUAUCACCUGACACUUACCUGAGAGCAGCUACUUGUAUCUGCUGCUAUUUUUGUAUCCUCUUAAUCCUUCCCAGCACUGGAAAAUACGUUAUUGCCUCAAAAAUGAAUUCUUUGUCCUGCAAUAUGCACUAUUUACAACUAUUAAACUGGGAUUGCAAGGGGUGAUUUUUUUUCCCUAAUUAUUUAGCUAUAAUAUCUGGCUAGGUUAUAGCCAGCUUUGUUUUACGAGGUUUCUCCAGCUGAAGAGGGAAAGGCUGGCACUGAUGCGUUGCUUUUUGUGAAUGGAUAGCAUGUCUAUUCUGACAUGAUUUGAAAGCAAGAACCCAAUAAACACAUGGCCAUUAUGCACGGAAAUCUCACAGCAGAGCUUUCUGGUUGAACUUAACUGUUUUGAUUGAGGGUUACACUAUAAGGAAUACAAGACUUAAAAGCUGCAAGCAUCUUUUGUAAACAGAUGGACAUUUGAGACGUAUUGACUGUUUCGAGUUAAUUCAGUUAACAUGGGUGCACAUGCAUUUAAUUUAGCAUAGGAUAAGUUUUUGUAAGCGUUGGAAGCUAAUGCAUACUUUUUAGAAAGAAAAUAAAAGCAUGUGAUUUUUAUCUAUACAUGUUAGAGCUCCAGCUGUACAGGUUCUUAUGGACUGUCAUCAUCCUGUUGUUGUGGUCUCGUAAUAGCAGGUGAGAGUUAAUAGAGAGCUUACUGUUUUUCACUUAAGUGUGCAGGUAGCUUGCUAAUUCAUUUUGAAAUUAUAAGGUACCCUUCUGAGGUGUCUGAGCUGAGAGAAUAUAAGAGUGCUUAAACAUACAUCUUGCUGCACCUUUAUCUGACGUGCUGCUUGACAAAACCAGUGAGGUUGAAGAACAUCAUUAAACUGUCAGAUGCAUUGUUUACAAUGGGAUAGCUCCUCAGUGUUCAAGAUGAAGAAACAGUGUUUUUCUGUUACUCAUCACAAAAACGUACCGCUGCGUUCCAGGAAGGUUUGUAAGUGGCGUAGCUAACUAUCGCUGCAUAAAGCAAGUGAGGAGAUUGAGACUUGGCAUCUCUGACAGUGCUGCUGUAAUGCAACGUGUGUACAGGAGCUUCGUUUCUGCCUGCAGUUCAUACUUACCCUGAUAUAAAACACUGUGAUGUUGGUAUAUGGAUACACCAAAAAAUAGAGCUUUUGUUGAAAAAUAAGAAUUCCGGCAUUUAGGAGAAAGUAAAUGAACAGUCUUUCUAAAAAUACAACAGUAUGCUAAAAUAUUGCCAAAGCGCUGCUAUGACGCUGUUGUAAGCUGUCAUAUUUUUUGACCAUUAUAAAUAGAUUAGUAUUAUUAUUAUAAGGAUUUUUUUCCUAUUAGCGAAUAAGUUUUUCUCCCUGUUUUCUACAUAAGGAUCCUAGCACGUCCCCUGAAGGGGCAGAGCCGUGCUCGCACUGAAGGCAAUGAGACCAUUGCUGGUGAGGAAGCGGGUAACUGGGCCUUAUACCCUGGGAGUGGCCCGCGUAAAGCCUUAAAGGCUUCUGUACUCUAAACUCGCUUUUCUUAAUAAUCUGUUUUAUUUAUAUUCUCAGUUUCUUCAACACAUUAGAGAUGGUUCAGUUCAUCACUCAUGAUGUAUUUUUAUGUAGUCAGAUUUGGAUCCAAAUUUGGCUUAGCAUACGAAUUGAAGCCUUAAACAAGAAUGGCAUUGAAGUGUUGGGGGCUUUGGGGAGAUUUCUUUCUUUUUCAGUCCCAAUUUCCUUUCAGAUUUGUGACCAGGCUGUAGGACUAGGAGAAUUUGAAGACAGAUCUGUGAAACUUAAUAACAGAUAAGAACAUUCAGGUCAAGACCAAACCAGUAGAUUCACAUCUUUCUGCUAGUUGUGCUGUAGUCACACCUUCUUGAGAGCGGAGGCUGCAGGUAAAGUAGAUUUCUUAUGACUUGUGUUCUGUUUGCUAAAGCAGCUGGAGUCCAUGUGCCUCUUGCUCCGCUGAUGGACAUCCUAGGUGAGUGUAAGAUGAUCGUUCUUGCAGUACCUUUUCCCACGUCUCUGGGCUCUUCAGGCAUGAGAUGAACACGCACAGGCACAUAUACGGUACAUUAUGUAUACGUAAAGCGUGUUAUCUGAACCAGUUUUUGUUCCUUACAGAGCAUACAUCCUUUAUAGUUGCACAUGUUUCUAGGUGAGGAGACCCUAUGCUUCAUGACAGUUUGAGGAGGUUCUCCCCUAAUAUUUCUGACAGCUUUAUUUUCUGUCUUCUCUAGCCUCUCUCUUUUCGUUUGAGCUGCAAGUGUAGAUUGAAACUCGGGUAAUACACAGGAGGAUCCUUUAAUAUUGGCUAUUUUCAGAGGCACAAAGGACAAUUACUUUCUCUUCUUACUAACCUCCUGCUGGCUUACUAGCUUCUUGGGAAGCUGGUGAUUUUAAGAAUGCCACUUUACCCAGUGCAUCAAAUAUGGAGCAAAUCUUUGCUCACCAAGAUCCCAGUCCCUACACCCCGUGGUAACACCAAAAAUUGAACUUGAGUGGCCCAGAGCGCCAGCUCCUACUGUGAUGACUCAUACAACCUUCAGCACUUUUUAGAGUUAAAUUUGAUACAUUGGCCCUGAGCAGUGCUGACAAUUGGCAGCUAAAAGACCCUUCAGUGAAUUGUCCUUUAACAGAAGUUGGUUGUUUUUUGCUUUUUUUUAUUUUUAUUUUUAUUCCCCAUUUCCUGUUGUUCUUUUAAAUAAAAAGAAAUCCUGGUGACAAAGCUAAAGUGUAUUCUGUGAUUAUUGUUUAAAGAAAGAGUAUUUACCUGUAUUUCAAGGAAAUUAGUUGUCUGGAAAUUGCAGGUCAAAGUUGUUUUAUGAGGAUAGUAUACUUCACUACUGUAAAAUCUCCUCAAGAAGAAAAUCUCACACUAUUUAAAUUAUAUAUUCUCGUACAAGUAUUUGAUCCUUUGAAUGGUUAUAGUUAAAAUACACUGGAAAGUCUGUAUUGUAUUAAUAAUGUACCAGUCUGAUAAAGGACACUGAACAUAUAAACCCAUCUUUUUUUUUUGUGAGCAUGUCCUGAGAGAAACUGGGCAGGCUCAAGUGGCCAGUGCAAUUUUAUGAAAUUUUGUGCCUUCUGCAAGGGUUUACAGAACACAAUCCAAAUAAAAAUUCAUCCCAUAGAUGAGUGAUUUCUCUUGUAGUCUCCUGGUCCCUGGCAGGGUUGUCCGUGUUUGACUUGAAAUGAAUCCAAAGGGUCUUGGGAAAGUCAAUGUCUUGUUCAGUGGGCUUAGGUUUGCUAUGUAGGGUUCUCGCCUUUGCUAGUCAAAGCCUAGGGAGAUGUUUAAGGUACACUGGAGUUUUAGUAAAAUUGUCUUUAAGGUCUUGCUCUCAGUGGCAGGGAUUUUAAUGUAUUUAAUUUAAAACCAGAUUUUCAGCACUGGCUUUUGGCUUAGGCAGGGUAAAAGGUUGGCUAGGACAGCAAAGAACUGGUGGGACAGCAAGAAGUUGCCCACUCAUAGCUGGGCAAUAAGGGCUCCUCCUGCUCUAAAAAGUUGGUUUGAGGAGAGGGGACAAAAUUCAGUUAAGCUUGCCCUGCUCAGAAGCAGUGAGCUGGCUCUGAAGCAGAUGUAAAUAUGGUUUGCACUGUAGUUUCAGGAGGGGAUAUGUGAAUACAACAGGUUUAUUUCAACUGAGUGCCAUGCUGUGUUUUGUAGCAGUCAGUCUGAAGAUGCUUAAUUAAAAUGGUUCAAUUUCUAAACUAGGAUUAUGGAGCAUACCUUUUACACUGUUACAAAAUCCUUAUGUAUGAGUAGACUUUCAGUGUAAUGAAAAGGGCUGGGGGACACAGUCGUAAUCCACAGCUAACCAAUUAAAUGUUUACUUAAUAAGGAUCUAACAGUUAAUUUUACAGCCCAUUUUUUAAAAAAAAAGCAAAAUAUCUGUUAUAUGGCUAAGUCAGUGCCUUUGGUCAGUGAAGGGAAGAGUUGCUUUUCUCAGCUGGGAACACCAUUUGAGUGUCACAACCAACCUCCUAGCCGGAGGUUAGUCCGAGUGCGCCAGGUUUAAACUGAGGAAAAUUACAGAAACCGUUAGAGAAGAAAAUAAGAAAAUAAAUGUUUUUCAAGUGAUUUCAGAGCAGACAAUUAAAUGCAGAUACUGACUUCAGUAUUAGAGAAUUCUUUGCAAACACAGAGGAAGUACCUGUUCUGUAACAGUGAUUCAUCUGCCAAAUCACACUCCGGCAGAGCCUCUCCUUCUCCACUGACUCUGGAAGGAGCCUGGGGACAUGGAGGUUCCCAGGCAAAUGCAGCCGUCGUGGCUUUUCGUGUGCUGUCCUUGCCUGUGCAUCCAGGAGCUUACAGCUGUGUUUUCACCGAAAUGAGAUUGCUCCUUAUGCCGUGGUAUUAAAGAUCCUCCUUCUUGUGCUAGAAUAUAGGCAAAUGCAUAAAUAAUAACAAGAAAUGCAAUAUAUGUGUCAAUUACACUUCUGUUUAAUAAUGAAUUGAGCACAUCUGCUGCAAAGGGUAUGCAAAAUAUAUAAGAAGCGUAUUCAGUCACAGCAAAGUGAAUGUGUUAAUGCAAUAUUCUGCUUUACAAAUUCACAUCUGGAAGAAGAGCAUUUUCAGUAGGAGAUACUGUGCUCUUUGCUGUGCUUCAGUUUGAUUUUAUAUUUGUAAUCGUAUGCAGGUGGCCACCAAAAGCAGGACAGACUGGUUCUCAGAAAACUAAAUGAUUUGUUCCAAUUUGUGGGAACACGAGUUUGUUUAGUGGCACCACGGUGGAUUAAAUGCAUUGUGGUUGAGAUUAACAAGUGUAGGACUAUUAAUUAGUUCAGGUUUUCAAGUCAUGCGUAGAUUCCUUGAUCAGUACGCAUACGCGUAGAGUGAGAUUUUUAAUUUUUGCUGAAACUUGUUCCUGCCAUCGGUUUUGUGCCUCCUGCCAAUAGUCAGAAAAGACAGAGCUGGAGUAGAAAUACCGAAGUAAUUGUCACUUCUGUAAAACAGUUUAAUUGAAACGUGAAAUUGUAUAUGAUGAGGCAUUCCUAUAAACAGGGUUUGCCGUAGGUAAGUAGCAGUUUGCAUGGGAUGAUGGAAGUUUUGUGGCUGUAGAGGAAUAAUAUUAAUUCUCAUGAGAGAUUACAAAUGAGUAAAUGCUGAUGAGUAUGUACAAAUACCUAUGUGUGAAUUUAGUGCUUCUGAAAGGCAAUUGACAAUUCUGGGAACCAAAGGCCUCCUUCUGACAGGAAGGUGCCGUAGAGGAAAGCAGCCCCAUAAAAAUACGUGCAAUGUAUCCCAGGGUGAGGAGGGGAGUCAGGUCUGCACCCAUUCGGGGCCCGCUCAGUCAAGCACUUGCGAGUGUCAUUCUGUAAGCACACGUGUAGUGGGUUACUGACAGAGUUUAAAUGUGUGCUUGGGAACUUUAUGUGGAUGCCUACUUGCUCCCCCUGUUGCAAAAUGCCAUUAGACCAGUAUCUUGCUUUAUAUAAGAUGUUAUCUUUGAAUGACAGCAAUAUGAGUGUUUUUUUGAGGAGUGAUGUGGGGGGAGGGAAGUAAGACAGAGUCUUCCACGUUUUACUACGUGUCCUGCUGUUCUUUUAAUAACUAAUGCAUUGUGUUGGUACAGAAAGUGGCUCCUAGUGAGAAGUAACAAGAUGAAAUGGGGUAGAAAAUGGAGAAACCAAGAAAUACUAAUCCUUAAAGGUGUAUUGGAGGUAAAGGUGUGAGUACAGCAGCAUGAAUAACAGCGGCAGUUCUGUACCCAAGCAUCUCUGCAAUGCACACAAGUAUAGCAUAAAGAAGUAGCACUAAGAUGCUCCAUGGAAGAAAAAUACUGUUGCACAAUAGUGUAAAGUUUUAAGAAUGCAAGAUUUUUCUUCUUGCUUUGCUUACUUUUAAAUUCCAUGUUUUUAUGCACAAGAAGAAAAACAAUAUUUACUUAUAUAACCAUACAACUCUUUAUUUUUAUCUCAGCACCAUGAAUUUUGCUCCUUCUAAGCCUAAGAUGCUUAGAAAUGUUUCUGUGUCUUCACUAUAUGUUUGUUAUUAAGUCAGAAUAUGGCAUGUAAGUUGUAGAGGUGUGAUUUAUGGCCCUGAUUAAGAACAAUAUUUGAGUAUAGGCUUAAAUUUAGGAAUGUGGCUUAGUUAAUUUAAAUUCAGCAAAAUGUGAGUGCUUCCAUCGGUGCAGCGUUCAGUUGGAAAAGUGAAAUUUCAGUGCAUCCAAGGUCCCAUUUUUGAAGGUAGUGCAGACAGUACCCUGUUUACCUUCAGGGUGAUUUAGGUGCCUAAGUCACUCUAGUGAAGGGAAAAAAGAAAAAAUAAGUUGUUUUCCUAAGUUACCUGUGUUGUUAAAUGUUACUUGUCUGUUUUGAAACCCUGCAGGGAAUGUAUAAAGUGUAUGUGAGAGCUGUCUUCUAGGAGCUCCAGAGACUGCAGAAUUUACAUGGAUUCCAGUUCUAAGGAAUGAUAUUGAAACCAUUCAAAUGGUUAAUAGCAGGAGAGAUUGGCUUCUCUAAGUCCUUGUAUAGUUUGUUUUUUUUGCUUCUUUCAUAGCACCAGGGCUGUUGGUCAAGUUGAACCUCCAGUUGGUAAUCUGGUGUGGCCACCCUCAAGGGGCAGGACCAGUGCCAGCAGUAGAUCCAGUAAGUGGCUUUGUCUAAUUGAGGCAUUAAAACCUUCAUGGAUGGAGGUGCUACAACCUUUCCAGGCAGCUUUUAGUUUGUUUUGGUGUGUUGUCUUUCUCUGAUUAUCUUUCAGUUUGUGUUAUGUUGCUGUUACUUACAUCUGUGCUCAUUUCAUGAUACUUUCUGGUCUCUCCCCCCCACCCCGCCCCGGUUUGAUAUACUAGAUCAAUAAUGUGAAGAAGGAUAGGAUCUUUGUUUGCAAAUUACAUACAAAGUGAAGCUUUAACCUAGUGAAGCUGACCCUUCCUGGCUCCCUCUGUCAAUAGAGAGAGGUAGGCUCCUGCAGAAAGUAUUGAAGAGAAAGAACUUCCAUCUCACAGUUACCUGUGUGAGACUGGAGCUCAAGGCAUGGGAGUUAAAUAUGAUGGGCCAGGUUUUGUACCCGCUGCUGUCAGGGAGGACUUUAUUAUUUGCUUUAGUUUGUUGAUGCUAAAACCUGAGGUGGUGAGCCUUUGGAAGCUGUCACCACUUGAGUGUGCAUCCACAUGGGAUUUCCAGAACUGUGGAAGGAAGUUCAACAGUGAGUGUCCGAUGGGCUCACGAACACAGUUGUUCCAAAAAUCAGCUGCUUAAAAAAAAAAAAAAAACAACAAACCCAAAACCAACCCUUUCAGAAAAUCUGAGGGGAACACUGGGAGUUUUGCUGUUAAUUUCCUAUAUUUAGUGGGACAAGAUUUUGCCCUCUUUCUGCUGUUCAGAAAGUGUGGAGUCUUUUCAGUGCCUUAAUAGGUUUUGGUUCAGCCCCUUGUACAGCUUCCCGUGUAGAGCUUUUGUUUGUUUGUUACAGCUCGAGCUUUGCAGAGAAACGAGUACGGUGUUUCUGUGGAGCUAUGGACCUCUAUUUAUUGACUCAAAGAAACAGUUUAAAGAAAAUGGGGAUGUGCUUGUGGGGGGCAAAUGAAAGUAUAUUGUUUUUCAUAAAGUGUCACCUGCAAUGUGCUUUUAAAUAAACCCCUAUAUAACCAUGUAUGGGGUUUUUUCACUUGAAAGACAGUAUCUCCUUCUUCUAAACAUUUGCACAGCAAAGUAAUGCAUUAUUGCAUUUUCAUAAAUAAUUGAAAAGCAACUUAAAAGAAAGUAGGCCAACAGAAAAAAAAAAAAAAGAAAGUGUCAGUUUCAAAUUUGAGAGAAGAAAAAUAUGUUUCUUUCUUGAUAGCAAGUCAGUUAAAUGUUAUUAAAUCCCAUUCUCCCACCCCAACAUGACCAAAGAGAAAUCUGACAAUUGACAGUUUCAUUUAAAAGAGAGAGAAAUGGGGAAAAAGGUUUUGGAAUGAUGAGUCUGUUUGUUGUGGUUGUUUUUUUUUUUUUUUUUUUAAAUCCCCUUGAUAAGAAAGGGAUUGUGACCCCUUAUCAGUUUGCAAGUGACUGAGGAGCAAGUCUCUGGAGGUCUGCGUGUUGGUUUUUCAGUGCCGUUCUCCGUGCUGGGCUGUAAUAAUGCAAGCUAUUUUAGAACUGUGCAUACGUUAGUGUUCUGGCGCGGCAUGAUACAAUAAUGUGUGAAAAAGCAUAAGAUCACACCUUGGUGAAACUUGCAGAUUUCCUGCAUAAUCCGACAGUGAGCUCUUGUCAGGUUUUGACUAUAUGUAAAGUGAGAAUAAAGUUUCCAGAAGUAAAGCGCAAGCCUUGGAUGCAUUUUGAAUGGCUGUGCAGGGAUUUUGGCCCCAAUGUGGUUACCAGCGUGCCUGACUUUAAGCACGUUAGUCCCACCAUAGCCAGCGGGCCUCCUUCAGUGCUUGAAAUCUGGCACACGUCUUAAGCCCUUUGCUAAACUGGAGCUUUAUUUUUUGCUAGUGCUGAGAAAUAUCGAAGAACCAGCGUAAAUAAUUUCUUAUAAAAUAAGUAACACAAACAGUUUUCAUGUGACGAACCAGGUGUCACCUCUGGGAAUGGUUCAUGGCCACGGGUCUCUUUGCAGGGCUGCUGGGACGUUGGUGCGGAGCUGGUGUGUCUGAGAGAGGAUGGGUGGGCUGGAAGCAAAAACAUUUGGUUACAAAUGCUCUCCAUGCAGGAUGAAGACAAGGGGCGUUACUCCAGCAGAGGCUUUGCAUGGGCUCUGGCCACCCAUUUGUGCUGGGCCAGAAGUUACAGGGAAGUUGUGGAAAUUGCUGGGUGAGGUUCCUAUGUUGGGCAGGAGGAGGCCUGACUGGCAGGUCCUAAUGGUCCCUUCUGGCCUGGAGAUUAAGCAAUCAGUGAUUGCUGGUAUUAAGGUGUUGCUGCAUGAUGUUUUAACAUAGAUUUAACUCCAAGAGUGGACCCUCUUCAGGUGAGGCCCAGUGGGUGGAAGCUUCAUGCAACCUAUCUGUCCUUCAGAAGAAAAAAUGUUAGCAUGUGCCUUCUCCCCCGCUUUCCUUCUAGAUUUACUCCAUCUCCUUUUCUUUUUUGUAACCCGUGCGGCUGUAUUUUAAGUCACUGCCCACCAUUUCCAAAAUGUGUGAUACAUUUGUUAAGGAUUUGGAAUUUGGGAUACUUUGAUAUAACUUUGUGUAGGUUUUAGAGAAACACCUGACGCGUAUGUUUAGUUCCUAAACACCUUCUGUGCUUGAUUUAUCCUCACAGGUUGUCAAGGUAUGCAGAUGACCUGAAACUGAGGAAGUGAGAGGGAGCUCAGCUGGCAAAAGUCUGACAUCAAGUCUGACUGUGGCUCAAAUUUGUUUUGCAGAGUUGAGCCCAGGCUGCGUAGGUGGUGAAGAAAGCCUUCUUCACCUCACCAUUGUAUCCAAAAAGCUCUGAGCAGCAUAAUUUUUUGCAGAUGAUGAAUAACCUAGUUAGCUCACAUCGUUUCAGUCCAGUGACACUGCUCCUCUGAGAAGGCAUAGUGGUAAUUUGCAAUAGGAUAGUCACAUUCAGGCUCAGUGGUGGAGAUGCUCUGGUGGGUCUUUGGUAGGUUUUCUCAUCCAGAGAAACCAUUCUGCCAGCCAUCUACCAUGGACCACCACGCACUAGUUAUGUCUUUACAUUAGACACUACUGUUUAAUAUGGCUCUGCAGGUUGGCUUCUAGUGAAGCAAGCUCAAAACUUUUGACCUUGCUGGGGAUCUUCAAGGUCCUGUGGCAACUGUGAUCACCAGAGGCAUGCAGAUUAAAUACAUGGAGGAUGCUCAUAAAGUGGUGUCAUUUUCUGUUGCCACAGAAUUUUCCUUCCCUUUGAUUGUCCAGAUCAGUGUCUCUUAAGAUGUAAGGCCAGGCCUGUCUGUCUUGGGAGAUUUCUUGUAUAGGUUGAAGGAAGGCUUUCUGAGCUGAAGACAGAAUUACUUGGUUGACACAGAACAGUGUGCAUCAUUAUUUGUGUUAUUACUGUUGUACUUUUUUUGUAAGAAUAGCAUAUUGAUGACUACGCGUUAAAACUCUUUUAGUGGCUUGUUUUCUUUCCGAAAAAGGAAGAAAGCUACAUUCUUUCUAAGAAAAACACGGAAUUACAUUGGAACAAGUACUAGUGUUGUGUUCAUACAUGAUCAAAUUCAGGAAGAUUAGGGCACUGUGUAUAUAAAUUGCCUUCAUGUUCGUUGGGUUAGCAGCUGUCAAAUAAGUGAUUAUAGAUGUUGGCAAAGCUUUUCUUUCCAUAAUCGCUGUGAAACAGGGAUGGAAAUGUAACAGAUGCCAUUUAAUAUGGACCAGCACCUAGGUUCUGGUUUUGGGUCUGGCUCUUUAUUGCCUCGUGGCCAAAGUUUCUUAGCAUCUUUUUUGCUUUAAUUCCUCACUAACUAUAAAUGGAGAUAACAGUACUCCCUCACUUUGGAGGAGAUUUCUGAGGCUCUUUGUUAAAUCACUUGAGAUCCUUUAAUGAAAGAUACAAAAUAUAUGCAAUAGCAUUAAUGAUAAGAUUAAAUAGAAUAAUUCUGUUGAGAUUGAGUAAAUUAUUGCUCCUAGAUGAGCUUUGCUUUGCUGGGCAGCAUUAACCUUCUGCAGGAAAUAAUUUGGUCCGAGGCUGUGUUGGGGUUUCAUUUCCUGGGAUUUUUUUAUUUGUUAACUGACAAGGCUUUUUGAUACCAGGCACUACACUGAAGUCCUGUUGAAGAGCAAAUGAAGCAUUAUGAUGCUAUUUUUUGCAGCAUAGGAGUCUAUGGUGACUCAUUUAGUGUUCGUAGUGCCUGUGACAGAUUAAAAAAAAUCAAAUCAGUGACUCCCAGUGAGACGGAUACAUUCAGCCAGACCCUGUUUGAGAAUUAUUUGCUGCACUGUUAAGACCGAAGUACACAUAUUUCCCCUUCCCCCCGAAAGAAUCCAGCUUAUCAUGAAAUGUUUAUCAGAGCCAUAUAAACAUUUCUCGACUGCUGAAUUUUCAAGGGAAAUUCUUUUGGUCCAACAUAUGUAUUGCAAGCAAAACUCUUCACAGAUUAAAAAAAUAUAUAAUUAGCUUGGUUACAGCCCUGCUUAUUACCAAGAAUGCCAGCAUCUGGCAAGGGUACGGUGAUCUGGGAAUUCACAGCUUGAAGCCGUGGAACAAAGUGUUCUGAUCCGACCCCAGGCAGCGAGUCCAGGACUUGAACUGGAAUCUUCAGGAGCAGAGAAGUCUUAAGUGUCUGGAAAACUGGCCUGUUGAGUCACCACGCAGGCACUAAAACAAAACUAAUUUUAAGCAGGUCAGAGUUCAGUGAUUCCCUCUGGAAUCUAUUUUUUUUUUUUCCUUAAAAAAAAAGUCUCAUGUUUUAAGUGAAAAGGGUCAAAGUUGAUGCACUGCACUGCUACGAUUUUUGAAUGCUUUCCCUCAAGAACAGCCACCCAGGCUAGGAUUAGCAUGAAGGGCUUCUAGGCUGGCACUUCAGUGUCUGGGUUAAAAAUAUUUUAAAGCAGUAAAUGCAGUCAGAACGGAGAGAGAGAUCCCUGGGAGCCUUCCUAUUCAAAAAUGUGCAAGCUUAGGGCAGCAACUGCAAUGUAAUUCAGGGCAGUAUAUGCUUCAUAGCUUUGGAGAGUAUUGCCUGUUGUUAAUGUUACAUUGGAGGACAGUAGGAUAGUAGUAAUUUUAGAAAGGUGGUAUUCCUGUUUGGUUUACAUUGGCAACUUCCAGAUAAAUAAAAAGAAGCAUCAAUUGAGGAAGAAAUGUAACUGCCGGAACCCAGCAAUGAAUCCACCUCUGAGCAGAUUGUAGAAACGACAGGGGAAAGCGAGUAUAGAAACGUUUUCCUGGGAAUGCAGCUGCAAAAGGAACUUAGCAGACAAACGCAAAAUCAGCCUUCCUCUUGCUGAUGACUGGGUUCCUGUUUGAUUCUGUUUACAAGCUUCCGAAGACUGAAAAUAACCCCAACUCCUCUGUUAUUGGUUUUCAUCGAUGGAAGUGAGGAAGAGGUGUGGAAGGCGUUAGAGAGCCAGAGCUGGUGUAACUUAGGAGUGUUGGAAACAGAAGAAAAUAAAAAGAAAAGAAGUUUAGCAUUUAAACUGGGAGACUUAUCAGGGGGACUAAUUCUGCAAGUGUCUCGGGGUUCUGUGGCUCUGGUUGCAGCUGAACCGCAGGUCAGAACCUCAGGAGGGACCCCGUCCUCAGGCAACACAGUGUCCAGUAUAUUCACUGACAUGUCUGGCCUCUGGAUCAGGACCUAAGCCUAUUGCUGAUUUCAGGGACAGCAGGUGUGUAAGAAGCCCCUUGGAAAGAAGAGCAAGUGUGGUUUGUGACAGAAUUGAGUGGAGAUGAUCCCAAGCUGAAAGUCAAAAAAAAGGAUCUUCUUUCAAGUUCAUUGAGUGACUUGCAGUUUUAUUCCAGCGCCUAACACAGGAUGUCUUCCAAGCGACCAGCCUCUCCGUAUGGGGAAGCAGAUGGAGAGGUAGCCAUGGUGACAAGCAGACAGAAAGUGGGAGAAGAGGAGAGUGACGGGCUCCCAGCCUUUCACCUUCCCUUGCAUGUGAGUUUUCCCAACAAGCCUCACUCUGAGGAAUUUCAGCCAGUUUCUCUGCUGACGCAAGAGAACUGUGACCAUAGGACUCCCACUUCUCAGCACAACACAAUGGAAGUUGAUGGCAAUAAAGUGAUGUCUUCAUUUGCCCCGCACAACUCAUCUACCUCACCCUUGAAGGCAGAAGAAGGUGGGCGUCAGAGUGGAGAAUCAUUGUCCAGCACAGCCCUGGGAACCCCGGAAAGGCGCAAAGGGAGCCUAGCAGAUGUUGUAGAUACCCUUAAGCAAAGAAAAAUGGAAGAGCUCAUCAAAAAUGAGCCAGAAGAAACCCCCAGUAUUGAAAAGCUACUAUCAAAGGACUGGAAAGACAAGCUUCUUGCCAUGGGAUCAGGGAACUUUGGAGAAAUAAAAGGGACCCCAGAAAGCCUCGCUGAGAAAGAAAGGCAGCUCAUGGGUAUGAUCAAUCAGCUGACCAGUUUGCGAGAACAGCUGCUAGCAGCUCAUGAUGAACAGAAGAAACUGGCUGCAUCACAGAUCGAGAAACAACGCCAACAAAUGGAGCUGGCUAAGCAGCAACAAGAACAGAUUGCAAGACAACAGCAGCAGCUCCUGCAGCAGCAACACAAAAUUAACCUUCUUCAGCAACAGAUCCAGCAGGUCCAGGGUCAGCUGCCUCCAUUAAUGAUUCCCGUAUUCCCUCCAGACCAACGAACCCUAGCAGCAGCUGCACAGCAAGGAUUCCUUCUUCCUCCUGGUUUCAGCUACAAAGCGGGAUGCAGUGACCCUUACCCCGUUCAGCUGAUCCCAACUACCAUGGCAGCUGCUGCCGCAGCAACACCAGGCUUAGGCCCACUCCAACUGCAGCAGUUGUAUGCUGCCCAACUUGCUGCGAUGCAAGUGUCUCCGGGAGGGAAGAUACCUGGCAUACCCCAGGGUAACCUUGGUGCUGCUGUAUCCCCUACCAGCAUCCACACAGACAAGAGCACAAACAGCCCUCCACCCAAAAGCAAGGAUGAAGUAGCCCAGCCUCUGAACCUUUCAGCCAAACCCAAGACAUCUGAUGGCAAGUCUCCCACAUCACCCACCUCUCCUCAUAUGCCAACUCUGAGAAUAAAUAGUGGGGCCGGUUCACUAAAAUCCUCUGUUCCAGCAACAUUAGCUAGUCCUUCGACCAGAGCUAACACAAUAGAUAUCCUUUCUUCUAUCACGUCGUCAGGUUAUUUAAAUGACCAUGAUGCUGUUACCAAGGCAAUCCAGGAAGCCCGGCAGAUGAAGGAGCAACUUCGGAGGGAGCAACAGGUGCUGGAUGGGAAGGUGGCUGUUGUGAAUAGCCUGGGUCUCAAUAACUGCAGGACAGAAAAGGACAAAACAACACUGGAGACCCUGACUCAGCAACUGGCAGUAAAACAGAGCGAAGACGGGAAGUUUAGCCACGCAAUAAUGGAUUUCAACAUGAGUGGAGAUUCUGACGGAAGCGCAGGAGUUUCAGAGUCUCGAAUUUAUCGGGAAUCCAGAGGACGUGGUAGCAAUGAGCCCCAUAUCAAGCGCCCAAUGAAUGCAUUCAUGGUGUGGGCUAAAGAUGAACGGAGGAAGAUCCUUCAAGCCUUUCCUGACAUGCACAACUCGAAUAUCAGCAAGAUACUAGGCUCUCGCUGGAAAGCUAUGACAAACCUAGAGAAGCAGCCAUACUAUGAGGAACAGGCCCGACUCAGCAAACAGCACCUGGAGAAAUACCCAGACUACAAAUACAAGCCAAGGCCGAAGCGUACCUGCCUUGUAGAUGGCAAAAAAUUACGCAUUGGCGAGUACAAGGCGAUCAUGCGCAACAGACGCCAGGAGAUGAGGCAGUAUUUUAAUGUUGGGCAACAAGCACAGAUUCCCAUUGCCACUGCGGGCGUAGUUUACCCAGGAGCCAUUGCCAUGGCAGGAAUGCCUUCCCCACAUCUGCCCUCCGAGCACUCGAGCGUGUCCAGCAGCCCGGAGCCCGGGAUGCCCGUCAUCCAGAGCACUUACGGCAUCAAAGGAGAGGAGCCUCAUAUCAAGGAGGAGAUGCAAACCGAUGACGUCAAUGGAGAAAUCUACGAUGAAUACGAUGAGGAAGACGAUGACCCUGAUGCGGACUAUGGCAGUGACAGUGAAAAUCACAUUGCAGGCCAAGCCAACUGAUCAGGGUCCAAAUAUCCCAUGACCUACAGGACUUCAAGGAGAAAAGAAAAAAUAAAUAAAGCUCCAUCUGGUUUAUCUUUGCCAGUGGCCAAGCACAUUAACUUUCUCAUACACUGACUGUUACUUUAACUGUUAGUCUUAACUAGUUGGGACAUCAGCUGACUAAUAGACAUCAGCCUGCAUCAGAAGAAAAAAGGCUCAGAAGAAAGGAAACAAAGACAACGACGACAACAACAACAGAAUGAUAUAAGCUAUGGGUAAAAUAAUGCCAGUAAUUCAGCUGCUAUACCCAAGCACUGAAGUCUUACCCGUCGACCUUUUAUUAUUAUUAUUUUUUUUUCAAAUAAACUUUAUGGCUGUUUGUUCUACAAUGUUCUAGAAAUUCUCACUCAGGUACACAGUGCCAACAAGUGGCUUGUGAAUGUGUUUUGUUGUUUUGUGCUACAGUUUAAAGAUAAAUAAUUUUUUUCUUUUUUUUUUUUGGUAAUGCACCUGACAGGAAAGAAAAAAGAUGAAAUUCCUUUUACCCCUUCUGUCUCCCCCUCCUCCUCCUCCCUGGCAAAUCUGGGUCAGAAGUGUGUGUGUGUGCGUGUGCCUGUGUGCGUGGCUGGCAAGGAAGGAAGUGGGGAGUCUGUUUCUGUUAACCCCAACAAGCAAUUAUUUCCUUUCAAGAGAGGACUUCUCUUCAUCAGUUGCACACCAUACUGAGUCUUUGAGCAAGUGCCAAAUUUGUACUAAAGCGCUGAACUAGUCCAAUUUGCUUUUUUUUUUUUGGUUGGUCUCUUCUUCUUGUUUUGUUUUCCUUUUGCUUUUCUUUUGCUUCCUGCUCUGUCUUAAGUUAGGACAGUGUCGUAUCUUAGACAAUCCCUUGAAGAACCUGAUAUACCAGCAGCUGGUGAGAUUAGACAUAUAUUUUUGGUUUUGCUUUUUAAAGGAAACUGUAGGUGCCGUUCUCAGGUGAAAAAAAGAGAGAGAGACAUAAAUUUAGAGAGAAAAUAUUUUAUGAUCUUGGAUUUUCAUGUGUGUGUGUUUAUGGUACUAAUACGAAAAAUAUUGGACUAUUGUGAGCAAAAAUCAUGUUCCAGAAUGAAGUCCCGCACCCUCCAAAUAACUUGGUCUGUAAGGAGCCUUUGCUUUUAAUUUGCACUUCAAGUGGCAGCAUAUACAGCUUAAAAAAUACUUGUCCAAAAUGUGACUUGUUCAGCACAGGACAGGACAACUGGAAGCGUUACCUCUUUGCUGAGCAUAGUUAGGUUACCGUGCUUUCCAGUUUUGAUGAACUCGUACCUUCAGGGUGGCUGAGUACUGAUUUCUGAUUCAAAAGGCAGUUUUUUUAAACUGACAUUUUUUAAUCCUUUGCACUUGCGGAAAUGCAUUUUAUUAGUGGGAUGUUUGUGUAAGAAGAAAGACUAAUAGCUGUGAAGAGAUUUCCAUAUUCAAAGUGGGCAUGUGAGAACCCGAACCAGUGCUGAGUUUCUCUAGCUGCUGCCUCUCACAGGUGAAAAAAAGUGGCUAAAAUAUUCUCAGUGUUGUUGCAGAGCCCUUAGAUAUGUUGCUGGGGCAAUUUUGCCUUCCUUGGGCAACAGCAACCAGAUGAGGAAGGUGGAUUUACACAAGCAUAAUCCUGAGCAGAGGUUGACCUCUCGUAUUUCUAAUAAGGUAACUGAAUGUUACAUGUCAUUUCAGAAAACCAGAAUGCAAAUACAAGUGAACCAAGGAGUCUCUUUCCAUCUCUUCACUCUGAUCUUCCUGUAGAAGGAGAGGACCCAGGUUUGUGUAGCAAGGCAGAAGCAUUAGAUCUAAACCAGCCAACCAGCACUAAAGGCUACCUCUCAUUUCAAACAGCAGCUAUCCAGGAGCUCCUCUCUGGCCUGGGAAGCCAAGUCCUGGGAUCAUACUGAGGCAAAACCCUUUCUCCAAGUUGACUUUGUGACUGAGGAUGCCACCUUCAUAUUCACGUCGCUCCCUGGUGAAUUCCUACUCCUAGAGAGAGACUCUUCGCCAUCGGUAUCACUUUUUACUUGUAAAAAUAGCCCUGUGCGUCUUAGUGCCAGUGAGAACCCAUCCCCAGGGUCCGCCAGAGCCAUGGUCUUCAGUACUUGGCAACACUGAUAUUGCAAAUGGUCACUUAAUCAGGCAAAUUUAGCUCAUGGUGCAAUCCGCCUUUGAAGUCCCGGUGCAGGAUGAAAGGGGCAGGUAGGAGGAGAGACUGGGAAGGAGGACGUGGCGGUGGGUCUGUCUUUGCCGCUUGAAAUCCCACUUGAAGUGUAACUUGACCCCUGCAGACCUUGUGCAAAGCAAACGAGCAAAUGCCGUGGAAGGCUUAGGACAAUACUCCAAUGAGCGGUUUGGACGUGUGAUAGUUUUACCCUGAAGCAUCUGUUUUGUUUUUCUCCUGAUUUCCCUUUUUUGAUUUCCACCUCUGCCUUGAAAAAUUCUUUUCGUUUUUCUCUCUCUCGGAAUUGCUCUCAAGUUAUGCUUGGAGUAGCUGAUCAUAUCCUCCAUGUCAGAGAGGGUUCUUUUUGUUUGUAUUUUAUGACUGUGUUGGGGUUUUGUUUUUUUUCAGUUGAACUGCCUCUUCUUGCUAGUGUUGUAAUGGUAAUAAUAAUAAUAAUAAUAAUAAUGGUCAGCUGUUCCCAGAUUAGUAAAUUAUGUAUAAUUUAUUUUAUCCCCCCCCUUUUUUAACUUUAUUUUAUUCUGUUCUAAUUUGGCAGUGCAGCGAAUGAAGCUGUUAGCUAUUUAAAAUGGAUACCCGCCCCCACCUUGCCUUUUUAUAUAUAUAUAAAUAUAUAUAUAUACAUAUAAAAACAAAUCGCUUCUUCUUCUGCUCACACCAUUCCUCUUUCUUUUAUUUUAAUUUUGGCCCCAGCCAUGUCAACUUCUGAUGUUUAUUAUGAUGGAGUGAAUUAAUGGGAGUGUUGUUUUCAAUCUUAAUUAACUUCUGCUCUCUCAUCACUCAUUUUAGUUAUUUAAUUACACCAGUCAUCUAGAGCCAAUUUUUUUGAAGCACUCUGUUUGGAUAAGAAGGAAAAAAAAAAUAGACAAUUGUUUUUAUAUCAUUAUUAUGUACAAUGUGAAAACAGAUAUUUGCUCCUUUUUUUUUUUUAACUUUUAAAUUUGUUCCCUGUCUUUGUGAACAAAUUACUUCUGACUCUUGUGGGUUCACCUCGCAUUUGCUGGAUGCUCGAUUUCCACCACGUUAUAGAGACUCUCUGGUUUAAUCGUGUCACUUUGGGCUACCAGAAAUACUUUGUUUUAGCUCCAGGUAGGUGCCACUGUGGCAGGCGCGAUUGGAGCAAGUCUUAGGUGCGUGGGCUGGAAAGCCGGCCGCAGGGAAGUCAAUGGGAAAAAAGACCCUUUGACUUCAGCGGGACCGAAUUUCAGCCCUGGACCAUGGGCUGCGUCACAGGAGAUGCUCCUGGAGGCAGCCCCGUCUCUGCGGGCAGGGUCAGUCCCGGGCCAGAGAAGCGAGCGCCCAGGCCAGGGCGGCAGGACCCAGCUCUGCUCUCAGCAAUGGGCUGCGCUUUGCUCACCGCCUCGGCCUGGGCAUAGGCUCAGAUUAACGCUGGUUUUGUUACCAGGCACAUUUCUGUCUGAGAGGCUAUGCUGGAGCCUGGGGUUCGGUCAGGCUUUCUGAAUGGGUAGCUUCAGCAGACUAUCCACGUCCUGCGUUGGGAUGUUCAAUAGAAAAAAGGCAAAAAAAACCACCACAUUUUUUUUUCUAAAAAAGGAUCAGGGGUCUGAAAACAGCAAAAUACUUAAUGACUGUGCUAGUGUUUCGUUGGGUCCAAGGAUGAGUGCCCAUAUAUCCUUUGGCGAUAGAAGACCAGAAUUGAAAAUGAGGCCCUGUUUGUCCCUCUUUAAUUUCUUUGGGGAAAAGAAAAAAAAAAAUUAAAAAGGACAAAACACAGCAAAACAUACAUUUAUAAAAAGAUCUUUCUGUCUUGUUUCUUUUUUUUUUUUUUUUUUUUUUCCUGGGUUCUGUGCCCUGGAGCGUGUAGAAAGACCAGGUUAGAAGAGAUUAGGAUUGCAUUAACCUAAAAGCGCAUCGAGGCCCUAGUGCUGAGACGGGCCUCAUUCCGCUCUUCCCUGGGAAGCUGGCGGCUGGCGAGCAAGGGUGGUCUUGGGGAGCUGCCGGGGGGCGUACAGGCCAUCUCCUCCUGCAUCGGGGGAGCCGCUUGUGUCUUGCGAACUUGCAAAAGAGCAACACCAGCAGUGGGGAAAAGGGGAAAAGAAAGAAGAAGAGAAAAAAAAAAAAACUGAGGCACUUGCUUCUAAGCUCAAUUAAAUAACACAGAGUAUAUCCUUUUUCAAUUUAUUCAUGCCUUAUAUUAGUAAAAUAGGAUUUUUAAGUGCAUUUAACAUCUUUAUUUAACCGUUCCGCUAUAUUAAUCAGGCCCCCAGAAAAGAACACUAGCUAUUAUUAUAGCAUUUAAUUAGUUUUGUAACCAAAUCCUCUUAUUACGAAUGCAUAUGGAAGAAAUUCUUUCUUCGAAGACAUUAUUUCAAAGAUUUGGUUACUGCAGUAGACUCUCUCUUUAAUUAAAUCAUUUUUUAGAAAGUAAAUUGUCUUUAACCUUUUUACAGCACGUUUUCGGAGCUUUUUCUUUUUAAUCCAAAGAGAUGAGCUGUUAUUGUCCCCGAAGAAGCCUCUGACAUCACAUUCGUAACAUCAAAAAUAAUUAUACUCCGUGGAAAUGUAGACCUUACUUAGCACGGAUUCAUCUGCUAGAAUGAAUGGCAACUCUAUGAUAUCUCCUGUGUUUAAGGGCAUGAUUUAUCGGAUAGGAAGUAUUUUUGUCUGCCCACUUCUUGAUAGAAUCAUUCCUUCGAUUUUGCAAAGAACUGUGUGUAAUUCACUAGAUGUGAAUUCAAGUGUAUCCUCAAUUCACAGGGCAUGGGCUGGCUGUUUAGCUUGGUUUAUAUUUGCAUUUUUUCAACUUUAUCUUAACUUGUCAGUUUCCCAGAUUGAAGAACAUGUCAAGUUCGUUUUUUUCUACUGACUGAUUUCUCUACUCCCCAGUGUUUUUGUCACUGGUUUGCUGAAACAGUAUUUACAUAGCUCCAUUGGCUCUAAAGCUCUUACUCCUUCUAACGUUUUGGAUUUUACAAGUGAAAUGAAAAUAGAAAAGAAAUAGAGACAAUCAAAUGCCUGGAGCUUAAAACAAAGUAUGUGCAACCUACCAUCUCACUUGAAAUUUAAUAAAAGAAAUAAUUAUGUAAAUAUAACAUAGAGUUAUAGAUUUAUAUUUUGUUCAUAACACAUAGUGUAAUAUAAGUUGUAUAUUUUCAUGUUUUGGUUUUAUGUUAUCAUUCAUGCCACAAUAAAUGAAAAAAAACAGGACUUGAUGUACUCUUUAAAAAAAAUACAAUGUGGGUUGCCACCAUCCUGGGUUUUUGGUUUGGGGAUUUUUUUUGUUUCUUUUGCAUUCCCCUUUUUCAGUAUUAUUGCCCUGCAAGGCACCAAUAAAACAGCAAAUGUGUUCUUUACCUA
This is a messenger RNA of Columba livia (rock pigeon), 20699 nucleotides long. RefSeq names its product SRY-box transcription factor 5 (gene SOX5). The coding region runs from base 12923 to 15205 and encodes 760 amino acids. The record is from RefSeq and is a predicted model, not a curated record. Gene Ontology annotation, biological process: cell fate commitment; regulation of transcription by RNA polymerase II; positive regulation of chondrocyte differentiation. Gene Ontology annotation, cellular component: nucleus. Gene Ontology annotation, molecular function: RNA polymerase II cis-regulatory region sequence-specific DNA binding; DNA-binding transcription factor activity, RNA polymerase II-specific. Lineage: Eukaryota; Metazoa; Chordata; Aves; Columbiformes; Columbidae. The transcript has 21 exons.